CAAGCAAUUAAGCAGCGCUCGUCGUCGGCGCAAAACCGGAGCGCUAUAACGCCCCCAAGCGCACGAAGGGCUGCCUCGGGGUGGACCCGCAGUGCACCGACGCAAGAGCCACCGCGCACAGUCGCUGCCGGGCUGCCCGUCGCGCGCACGGAAGCCUUCCAGGCACCCCGCCCAGCGUGAGGCACGAUGGAGGUCGCCUACCUCUACACGAAAGUACGAAGCGAAUUUGGGAAACAAACAAACUUCAGCGACCAGGACACGCGCAUCCUCCACACCAUACCACAAACGGACGAGUUCGAGGACGACUAUAUUCCGAGGAACCCCGUCUGCACGACGGUUGAUACGUGCCCCACCUACUCGGAGCACGAGACGAACACCGAUAGACUAGUGACGAAGGCCUCGUCGAUACGCCAUGCGGAGGGCGGCUGGCCGAAAGACGUGGACCCGACGGAGCCGGCCGACGUCCAGCGCUACCGGAAAAAAGCGGAGAAGGACGAUGAUUAUAAAGCUAAUAUGAAGGCCUUGGGGCCCAUCAUCUCGAGAUGCAUGCGCCAGAACAACACGAUUGACAUCUAUGAGGAGUACUUUGCGGGGGAGGAUCGGGAUUGGUCGUCGGAGCCGCCCUCGGCCAAGGGUCUCGCUGUGUUUCGCGAUCCCAACGAGAUCAAGCGGACCGCUACUUCUAUUAAUUGGCACCCGGAAGGCCCUACCAAGAUCGCGGUAUCGUAUUCUAUCUUGAAUUUCCAGGACCCGAAAUUCAGUAACGCUAGACUACCUGUUGAAUCCUACAUCUGGGACGUGACGAACCCGAACACGCCCGAUCAGGCGUUGACGCCGCCCUCACCGCUUUGUUGUUUGAGAUUCAACCCGAAAUCUACCGACACGUUAGUUGGUGGUUCCUACAACGGCCUCGUCUCGUUCUACGACCUUCGGAAGAGCGGUGCCCCGCAGGAGUGCUCCGUCAUCGAAAAAAGUCAUCAUGAUCCGGUCUACGACUGCUUCUGGAUCAGUUCUAAAACAGGCAACCAGUGCGCGUCUGUCUCGACCGACGGUAACAUGCUCUGGUGGGACACGCGACGCCUAGGCGAACCGGUCGACGCCCUACAACUGUCGACGGGCAAAGACGGAGCCGUGCUCGGCGGCAGCGCCAUGGACUACCACAAGGAGGUGCCAACGAAAUAUGUCGUCGGUACCGAGCAGGGUAUCGUGCUAGCCAUCAACCUGCGAAACCGCAAGCAGAACAACGGCAUCGCUGUGUAUGAUCAGAACCACGGCAAGCACCACGGGCCCAUCUACGCUAUCCAUCGGAACCAAACGCACACAAAAUUCUUCAUGACGGUCGGCGACUGGACCGCGCGCGUCUGGAUGGAGGACCUCAAGACGCCGAUCAUGACGACGAAGUACCACUCGGCCUACUUGACGUCGGGGUGCUGGUCGUCGACGCGGGCCGGCGUCUUCUUCGUCACGCGCAUGGACGGUAUUGUAGAUGUGUGGGACUACUUCUACCGCCAGAACGAGGUGGCCUACACGCAUAAGGUCGGCGAUUGUGCGCUUUCUUCCAUCGCGAACGAUGCUACUACCGGACGGUUGCUCAGUGUCGGUGACGUCGAGGGUACCGUGGCCUUGAUGGAGGUCUGCGAUUCCCUAGCCACGCCGCAGCACAACGAGAAGUCGGCCAUCGGCGCCAUGCUCGAGCGCGAGACGAAGCAGGAGAAGAAUCUGGAGCUCCGAGAGCGCGACCUCAGACGCGCUCGGGACAAGGCCAAGGGCGAGACCGGAGAAACGGAGGAGGAGAAGGAGGCGAAGGCCCAGGCCAUGGAGGAGCAAUUACGGGCGGUCGAUGCCGACUUCCUCAACAUGAUCAAGGAGGCCGAGGACGACGAGGCGACGGCCGCGGCGGAGGAGUAGGUUUGAUGAAGGAGGGGGGGUGCUACUAAGUACACACUGACCUUA
Molecule: messenger RNA, 1953 nt
Organism: Pelagomonas calceolata
Lineage: Eukaryota; Pelagophyceae; Pelagomonadales; Pelagomonadaceae
Source: the annotation of a GenBank genome assembly